This is a messenger RNA of Petromyzon marinus (sea lamprey), 792 nucleotides long. It is a transcript of the gene CZIB, whose product is annotated as CXXC motif containing zinc binding protein. The record is from RefSeq and is a predicted model, not a curated record. Lineage: Eukaryota; Metazoa; Chordata; Hyperoartia; Petromyzontiformes; Petromyzontidae. Gene Ontology annotation, molecular function: zinc ion binding.
UGCAAUACUGAACGUAUUGAUAAUCGAUUUCAUUUAGUGUCACCGCGUGGUACCGACGCCGCGACAUCGUUGGCCUAACAAGGGGCUGGGGAGGAAUCGAUUCCAACAUCUACGACCCGACGCGGCGUCGAUUCUUUGCCACCGUCAGCAUGGUGAGAUUCGGUCUUCAGCUGCAGGCCACCAUGGAGAACCUGACGGGACUCAGGCCAAGUGGAGAAGAUUUCCGAUGGUACUUGAAGUUGAAAUGCGCCAAUUGUGGCGAAGUUUCUGACAAGUGGCAGUACAUCUCCUUGCAGGAGAGCGCACCACUUAAGGGUGGCCGUGGCAGUGCCAGCAUGGUGCAGAAGUGUAAGCUGUGCUCACGCGAGAACUCGAUAGACAUCUUAAAGGACUCCAUGAAGCCAUACAAUGCCGAAGACAGCGAAACCUUCAAGACCGUGGUCGUCUUUGAGUGCCGUGGUCUCGAGCCCGUGGAUUUCCAACCGCAGGCCGGAUUCGCAGCGGAGGGAGCCGAUACGCGCACACAAUUUGGAGACAUCAACCUGCAAGAAAAGGACUGGAACGAUUAUGAUGAGAAAGCCAAAGAAUCGGUCGGAAUCUAUGAAGUCACCCACAAGUUCGUGAAGGCCUGAGGCCAUUUCAUGGGGGAAGAAAUGACGCAUUUGUUCUCGAACUUUUGAGUGUGUGCAUGUGUGUGUAUGAGUGUGUGCAUAUUGUGGGGAGCGGUGGUGUAGCGGUUGGCGCGCUGCGCUACGAACCCGGUGACCCGAGUUCGAUUUCUGCUCAUGGCCA